AUGAAAAUAGAGACAAAUAGACUUGAAAGGGAAAGACGAAGGGACUGGGCGGGGCGAAGCUCUGGAGCAUCAUUACGUCUUCGCCAGAUUUCAGGGCCAACUGGUGUCAGUAUCCGAGAAGUAGUUGCGCUGGAUAACCGAGAGGGGGCUGAAGAGAGCAAGGGGCAUUCACAAACGAGGAGUAGAGCCGCGGGAGAACAGAAUGCUGGGGCUUACCCUGAAGCCGAGAGGGUUAAACAGGCCAGGGCGGGACAGGAUCGGACUGAGGCGGGGCACCAUCCCCGGGGUUGCUGGGCAGCGCCAAGACCGUUUGAGCACAACACUGCAAGAACUCAGCAGUUUACUGAUGGGUCUGGAAAACGUCUACCACCAUAUCUUAGUCUAAUAGAUAGUUUUUUCAACUCAGAGAAGCUAACAAAGACUGAAGAGAAUUUUAAAGAAAAGGCAAUGGCGCAAGUGAUGAAGCUGAACACUCAGAUAAAAGAAGCUAAAAUCCAGCAGGAACAGUUACAGGAAGAUAGCAGGCAGCUAUACAAUGAAAAACGACUUAUCCAGGCUGAACACAAACUCAUUAUGGAAUACCUGACCAACAAAACUGAGGAGUAUAGAAAGCAACCUGUGAAACUGUGGAACAACUAUGUACAAAAAAGUGGAGAGAUUGAACUGCGGAGGCAGGAAUCAGCCUCCAGAUAUGCAAGACAAACUUCAGUGCUUAAUGCAGAGCUCUUGCUUAAAGAAAAGACCCAAACUCUUCUGAAGCACAAGUUAAAGGCAAUGAAGGACAUUUUAAUAUUAAAGGAACUACAGGAGUUAGAAGCUCAAACAUUGCAGGAGGAGAAAAGGAGAGUCCAAGAUGAGACAGCUUCAAAGGCACAGAUAGUACAAGGCCAAUUGCUCCAGCAAAAAGCAUUAUUGGAGAAACAACUGAGUGAGCCAGACAUGAGCCAGUUGGGAAAGAGAAAAACAUGGGAACUUAAGAAGAGCCAAGCCUUGGAGUUGGCAGCAAAACAGUAUGCUCUUGAGUUCUACCUUGGCAUCAACAGAGAGAACCAACAGUUACAGCUGGAUCUUAAGCACCUAAUCCAGCAAUCCCAGGAGUUGGUGGCUUGUCAAAGCCAGUUAAAAAACAGGAAACAGCAACUGCAGCGGGAACAGUGGUGUCUGGAGGGUUUAAUCCGGGGAAGACAUCGAAUACAAGGAAGGUAUAAUUGGUGCCUAAAAGAACAAGAUGUUCUAAAAACCACACUGGCCCCUCCCCUAGGCACCAAAUCAAGAAUUAAUCCCAAAUAA
Messenger RNA from Chrysochloris asiatica (Cape golden mole), 1290 nucleotides. RefSeq names its product coiled-coil domain containing 121 (gene CCDC121). The transcript is spliced from 4 exons. Bases 1 to 1290 code for a protein of 429 amino acids. The record is from RefSeq and is a predicted model, not a curated record. Lineage: Eukaryota; Metazoa; Chordata; Mammalia; Afrosoricida; Chrysochloridae.